UGGGUGAAAAAUUUGUUUUACGUUUGUAUCAGAGUACUAAUUUUCAUUUUGAAUUGUUUAAUCAGAAACUAAAUUGUUAACGAGUUCAUGCAGUAUCAAAAAACGUUAUAAGCCAUGGCUACUAAAAUUUUCAUACCGCAGUUUCGUCACAUGGAUAUAUUUGUGCUGAUAACAGUUUUGUUUACGUUGCAAUGCCCAGCAUAUGGAUUGGUUUCAUACGAUUAUAUAGAGGAUAAUCAUUUAAAUGACGAAAGCGCAUCAGACCGUACAUCCCGUUUUGCAUUGCUAAUGCCACAAGUCUCUCCAAAUAUGCCUGAACUUUAUCUUUGCACGCCAGUAAAAGUUGACUAUACAACAAGCUAUUACAUAGUUGGCUAUGAACCAAAUGCAACAAUGAAUACGGCACAUCACAUGUUAAUAUAUGGCUGUGGAGAGCCUGGGUCUACGAAAUCUGUUUGGAAUUGUGGAGAAAUGUCAACGGCGCACUCAACAGAUUCGGCCAGCCCAUGUGGCCCUAAAGCACAUUCGCAGGUCUUAUAUGCAUGGGCGAGAGAUGCACCAAAACUCAAUUUGCCGCAAGGGGUUGGAUUUAAAGUUGGAAAAAAUACUCCUAUUAAGUAUAUCGUUCUGCAAGUGCAUUACGCGCACAUUGAUAAAUUCAAAGAUGGCAGCACUGAUGACUCUGGAGUCUUUAUCAAAUACACGCUUAAGCCUUUAAAUAAGCUUGCUGGCGUUCUGCUUCUGGGGACUGCUGGAAUGAUCCCACCGAAAUCAGUGGAGCAUAUGGAAUCUGCUUGCGAAAUAAGUGAGAAUAAGACAAUAUAUCCAAUUGCGUAUCGCACUCACACACACAGCCUUGGAAAAGUAGUGUCGGGAUACAGAGUACGAGCUGAUGAGCAUGGCGUUCAUCAGUGGACCCUUUUAGGCAAAAGGGACCCGAUGACACCUCAAAUGUUUUAUCCAAUUGAAAAUAGUGAUCCUAUUGUCGCCGGCGAUUAUCUAGCUGCUAGAUGUACCAUGGUUAGUUUUCGGAACAGAGUGACAAAAAUUGGAGCCACGAACGAAGAUGAAAUGUGCAAUUUUUAUUUGAUGUACUAUGUUGAAAAUGACGAACCUCUUAACAUGAAAUAUUGCUUUAGUCAAGGACCACCAAAUUACUAUUGGAGCAAUCCCGAUGUAGGGCUUCAUAACAUUCCAAAUAUAGAAGCUAGCACAUUGUGAAUCUACCCCAAAAUGAAAACUUAAUUUUACUUUAUAAAAUGUAAAUAUCUAAUAAUUGUUGAACGUCAUUGUAAAUAAUUUAAUAAAGUCUAUGAAUGUAUGUA
Molecule: messenger RNA, 1325 nt
Organism: Anastrepha ludens (Mexican fruit fly)
Lineage: Eukaryota; Metazoa; Arthropoda; Insecta; Diptera; Tephritidae
Gene: Phm
Product: peptidylglycine alpha-hydroxylating monooxygenase
Exons: 8
Coding region: 115-1221 (368 amino acids)
Biological process (GO): peptide metabolic process
Cellular component (GO): membrane; extracellular region
Molecular function (GO): copper ion binding; oxidoreductase activity, acting on paired donors, with incorporation or reduction of molecular oxygen, reduced ascorbate as one donor, and incorporation of one atom of oxygen
Source: RefSeq, a predicted model, not a curated record